Molecule: messenger RNA, 5015 nt
Organism: Chelmon rostratus (copperband butterflyfish)
Lineage: Eukaryota; Metazoa; Chordata; Actinopteri; Chaetodontiformes; Chaetodontidae
Gene: tmem68
Product: transmembrane protein 68
Exons: 9
Coding region: 222-1223 (333 amino acids)
Cellular component (GO): membrane
Molecular function (GO): acyltransferase activity
Source: RefSeq, a predicted model, not a curated record
CUUUGGAACGGGGCAGUUGUAUCUGAACAGUCUUUUAUGUUGUGCUGGUUUAACAUUAAAUAUACAGUGGCGUGUUUUUAAAGGCUCAGUUCACAACUAUCAUAACUGUCUGAGCAACAGGUGCUCUCCAUGCAGUGCGAUUGUUCCCCCUGAAGCUGCCGGACUGCCUGAUACUGUUAUCAGCUGAUUGCUGCAGCUUCUGUGACUGUCAGCAAAGCAGAAUGUCAGACAGUGGGAACCAGUCCUGUCGGAUGGGAGCAGAGGACACUGUCUCCCUCCUGGUAUGUGUGUUUCAUGCGUGGCAGGAAUGGGCAGGCCUUGAUCAAGUGGAGGACUAUCUGAGUGUUCUGGAGUACCUGCUGUGGGUUUUCACCCCUCUGGCCAUCGUCUUCAUCUUGCCCUUCCUCAUCGUCAUCCUCCUUUACCUCUCUAUACUCUUCCUUCAUGUCUAUAAGAGGAAGAACCAGCUGAGGGAGGCUUACUCCAACAACCUGUGGGAUGGAGCCAGGAAGACCCUGGCUACUCUGUGGGAUGGACAUGGAGCCAUAUGGCAUGGCUAUGAGAUCCAUGGGAUGGAGAAGAUCCCUGACAAAGGACCAGCACUGAUAGUGUACUAUCAUGGAGCCAUUCCCAUCGACUAUUAUUAUUUUCUGGCCAAUGUUAUCAUCCAGAAGGGACGAACGUGCCACUCUGUAGCCGACCACUUCCUCUUCAAGAUUCCAGGUUUCAAGUUGCUGUUGGAGGUGUUCAGUGUGAUACAUGGUCCUCAGGAGGAGUGUGUGCGGGCACUGAGGAACGGUCACCUGUUAGGGAUUUCUCCAGGAGGAGUAAGGGAGGCUCUGUUCAGUGAUGAGACCUACCCUCUUCUCUGGGGCAAACGCAAAGGCUUCGCCCAGGUUGCCAUCGACUCACAAGUGCCAGUAAUUCCAAUGUUUACUCAGAAUGUGCGAGAAGGCUUCAGAUCUCUGGGAACACUCAGAUGUUUCCGCUGGGUGUAUGAGAGGUUUCGUCUCCCUGUAGCUCCUGUUUAUGGUGGAUUUCCUGUGAAAUUUCGAACCUUCCUUGGUGAUCCAAUCCCAUAUGACUCCAACAUAAGUGCUACAGAGCUGGCAGAUAAAGUGCAGCAGGCAGUCCAGUGUCUGAUUGACCAGCACCAGCAAAUCCCAGGGAACAUUUUGAGAGCCUUGUUGGAGAGAUUUCACACCAAACACAAAGACCAUUAACAACAACAAGUACAACAACAGAGACAAACUCUCCAGUGUGUGACUAAAACAACACAUCAUAUUGGCUCAGGUGGCUGCAGUAUGCACAGGUUUGGUGGCCUAACAUAUUGGAAUAUUUGUUUUUCACUGCCCCCAAACACCACUGACUGUAACUGCAGAGGUUACUUUUGCACCUUUCUUAUAUGUGUUCUUGUGUACAUUGCCUCCCUUUUUCAUCUGCUCAUUCCCUGGAUGAAUCUGUGUUAAGCUAAACUUUCUGGGGUUGUUUUUUUGGAUGUGACGGUCAGCAGACCUCAAAAAAGAUAAGUGUAAAGAUAGUUAUUUUUCCAGUACACAUGUGCACAAUAUCUUAUUUUGUGUGUUCGGAUAUCAUUUAUCUCCAUUAAUUACAGUAUUAUUAGUUAAUGAUGAAAUUGUGGACUGACUGACUGGUUGGAUGAAAUGUAAUUGGUCAUUUUAGCUGUUCAAAUCAGUUCAAAUAUAUAGGGUUCAGGCAAUUUCUUUAUUGAAAAUCAACACAAGUAUGUUUAGUUCAGCAAGAGAUUCAUAAUGUUGUUAUUAAAUAUAUUUUAUUUAUUUUCUAUGAUCAUGGUGCACUGACAAUGCAGACAAUUGCCUGUAAUGAUAAACUGUAACAGCACUUUGAGUAUGCACACCUUUAGUUUCACUUGACUUGGAGCAAACAAUGCAACACACACUAAUUACUGGGAUCAGGCUGCAGAAUUAGAUAAGAGUCUCAUCAGGCAGACCAGACAGAGUUGAACCAGAUGGUUAAUGUUGGCCCACUAUAAACACCUUUUUGAUUUGCCAGUUGGAGUUUCAUGUUGUCCCAGAAACAUACUGGACAUUGACCUAAGGUUACAGGUGUAUGACAAUAUGGGUGAUGUAGAUGAGAUUAAUUUGUAUAUAGAGUCCCAUGCCUACAAUAGAAAACAACAUUCUUUGUUUUGUAGAUUACAGUGUUCAUGAUAUUGACGAUAUACUGUCCAUAAUUUCCAGUGGUUUUCCGUAACCUAUAGGCAUACAUGUAAUGAUAAAAAUGUAUUCCUCAGGUCUGAUACUUUCCUGGAAAUUUUCCCAAUAAUUUCUUAUAAAACAAUCUGGUGUGUCACUGUUAAUUCUUAGGGCAUGUCUUACUUACUAGUCUGGUAUUUUUGUUAUGAGGAAGUGAGAGGGGAAUUACAGGGACAGAUAUUAAUGGCUGCUUAGAAACUUCACCGACCUAGGCUUUUCCAGUUAUCCUAAGUACUACAUCAUUUUCUAAACACUUAAAUCAGUAGAUAUUUACCAAUCAUACAAACUUAACAUGUUGUCUGUUUCCCCAAUGAUUAGUCAUUUAAUAGGUGCAUACCAGCUAAUUACAUUAAUUAAUUAUUAAUUAAGGUCAUUAACCUGUAAAAACUUGUUUCAGUUUUUGUAAAGAUUGGCCCUCAGUAAUGAAAAAAUACAGUUAUGUAAACACUUGUGCACUGUUUGCUAAACUCAGUUGUUGUUACACAAAAGCACCUUCUGACUAGAAGAGCUAUAGACUUCUAACAUGAACAGUACUUCACUAGCCACCAUAACCAGAUAUUAGCAGGCCUCCAUUUACCUCAAAUUAAAUUGCAGUUAUUGAUGUUUUCUGGCAUACAAAGUUUAUCCCCCGGUUAUUAGAUUUGUUGUUAAAGUGAGCAACAUUUAGUUGCAACUGUAUCAGUACACCUGAUUACAACAGUAGCUAACUAAACUAGAUAGCAUGGCUAGUUUUUAUCUAGCAUGGUUGUUCCUUUGUCCAUUUAGUUAUGAUGUUUAUUGUUUAUUUCAUUUGUGACAAGUGAUAAGAUCAGCAGCAUAAAUGUGAUCACAGUCGGCCUAAAAAAGUAUAACAACAGAUAGCUAAUUAACUUUCAUAUUUUUGUUGAAGAGCUGACAUGUGGCACUCUCAACCACACAUCCCAAGAGAGUACAUGGAGGACUGUCUUCGAUGACCUAAUAGCCAGUUAUCUACAACGGAACCAAAAAGCAACAAGGUAUAUAAUUGUCAGACGCAGCUCUCUGUAUCCUCAAAAACAGUCAAUGUAAUAUGUUAUAAAACCUGUCAUCUCAAUUCAACACAACCCUGCCAUCGGAUAUAUAAAGAGGACAAAUAUAAAUGGUUGGUUAUAGUUCCCAUAAACUGGAACUCAUUUUCGGCAGCAAACAGACAGAGAUCAACAUUUUCAAUGUAAGAGACUUAAAGAAAACAGCUAUUUUUGUGUCAGUGAUCUCAUUAGUUGUGUUUCACUGUAUUUCAAUGCACAGUAUGGCAUUAAAAACGAUUAAUGGAAAUGGAAUAAUCUGAAAAUUUGAAAAAAGUUUUACAUUUUUGUCUUUUUCGAAAACUAGUUAAUGUCCAUAAUGGGAGAUGGAAACACCUUGAAUAAUAUAUGUAUAAUAUUGUGUAGACUAAUACAUCCAUUCAUUUGGAACCUUUACACUUUAACAAGUUUGUUUGUUAAACAAACAAGAGGUUUGUUCGGAUGAUGUUGAUGUCUGGAUUAUUGUUUAAGUCAGUGUCAGGGAUAGAGAGAGAUAGACUGCUGAGUGAGUUAGAUUAACGAUUAAUGAUUAAUGAGAAAGAGGAUGGCAAACUGCAUGUCAUAACUCGUCUCAACAAAAACACUAUGUGCUUUCAAGGCAUAGUUAGUAUAGAGACAAUCAAGUCAGGCAGGAAUUUUCAGCUGUACCUCCCAUCUUCUCUUUUUUGUAGGUUCCUCUAUGCCUGGUCCACACAUACACGGGUGUUUCUAAAAAACAGUGGUUUUCCUUCAGUCUAAAAAAACCACACAAGACACACACUGUCCACACAAGCUGUUGUGUGAGACACAUCUGUCUCUAUCCAUAUGAAAAUACAGAAACACAAACUGUCAAGAGCAUGCCAAACCAGCAGGCAGCCAUUUAACCCUAACCUUGACAAUGUUGGCUAAUCAGAAGCCCGAAAAAGCUUUCCAGUAGGCUGCCUCCAACUAGAGGUCCAACCAAAAUUAUGAAUCCUACGAUGGUAAAGACAUUGUGACCAGGUUUUGUCCAAAACUAGCGAUGUUGGCAGUGCAGCCUGUGUCAUGUGAGUGUUCGAUUAUGUAAUGGUACCUUAUAGCUCAAUAAAACUGGAGGAGUAACUGUACAUGUAUGUGUAAACAUGUAAAAAAAAUCUCCCUUUAGAAAGGUCCCACCAGCAUUACUUUGGCCACAUCUGUUGUUGUACAAAAUCACCUCAUGUAAAGAGAUAAUGGUACACACUCUAUUCACAAGCCAAAAACUUAGAUUUCCCUGUCUACAGGUCAGCACUAUAAACCGAGUUUCUGAAUAUCUUCACCCAGGAAGGAGUUUUCCAAAAACUUUUUUUUUUCAGUGACCUAAAACUGGUUGUAUAUGGACAAAAAAGGCCAAAAUCAAAGGAAAAGACACAUUUGACAAAUACCCGUGUACGUGUGUACUAGGUACUAGUCUCAAUAAGUAUGCGUUUGACUACUGCUGAACAGUACAACAGCUGAACAUCACAUGUCACAGCACAGACAUAUCCCUGCCAAAAGAAGCCUUCAGUUCUGGUGCGUCUUGACCUGAGUGCUGCCUUUGAUGCUGUGAACUACCAGAUACUUUUAGAUAGAUUAAGUUAGCGUCUUGGCCUGCCUGGAAGUGCGUUUAACUGCCUUAUCUCAUAUCUUUGUGGAAGUUAAUUUAAACACAAGAUACUUGUGCUCAAAAAGAGGAUUCAUUCUCAGUGAAGAACCUUGGAGCCCUCCUCUGCCUCUAUACAUGCCAAAGAGCAGUGAU